Xylona heveae TC161 is the source of this 348-nucleotide messenger RNA. RefSeq lists its product as hypothetical. The record is from RefSeq and is a predicted model, not a curated record. The coding region runs from base 128 to 340 and encodes 70 amino acids. The transcript has a single exon. NCBI's taxonomy places the organism in Eukaryota, Fungi, Ascomycota, Xylonomycetes, Xylonales, Xylonaceae.
GCCCUUGACCAAGCAAAACGCACAUUAAUAUCAUCUAACAAACGCCGUGAUGAAGACAUUUAUACAAAGUAGUAAAUAAUUUACCUGCAAUCGUUCUCGUAUUAGUAUUCAUACCUUUAAACAAGAUAUGCGCGACUGUGAAUCCAUAGCAACAAACAGAAAAAAGCGUUUUCUUCAGACAAUCGAUACAUUUAUAGCUGGAUUUUUAGUCAUUGCGUGGAUGCGAUCCGAUCCCGGCAGAAAAGACACCGGGCGGUGCGCCCAACGACUACUCUGGCCCCAGCUUUGUUCAUCCCGAACGAUUUGCAGACUUCAGACCGGUCAUGGAAACAUUUUGUAAAAAUGACC